AUGAAAACCGGCACUUCUGUGGAUGUCCAGAUGAAAGAUGGCACUACGCCAUUGCAGCUUGCUGUGAUCCUAGAGAACAAUGCUGCUGCUCUGCGGCUUUUGAACGCCGGGGCUGAUCCGGAACGGAAAACCUCGAAAAGACCAAAAUCCACCGAACGUGCUGGGUCAGAUGCCGAAGCUAACGACCACGUGAAGUCUGCGGUUGACUUCGCGCAAGGCAAUGAACUGGUUUUGCAGUUAUUGCAAGGGAAACGUGACGAAGGUUCGUCGCAAGGGACUCCGAUGAAUGCCUCCGCAGAGUAUCAGCCAAUGUUGGAGCAGAACCUCCAACCCCCUGAUGUUCAGCAGCCGUCGACCAGCACCCGAUCUGCACCCCAAGUUGCCGGUGACGAAACAUCCAUCAAAAACGCUACCAACUUACAAUGCCAACACAUGAUCGAAUUUCUAGAGGCUUGCAGCGGAGCUGACCAGUCGAGUCCAACCAUUCUCUUCCUUGAUCAGUACGAGCAGAUGCCUCAAGCUGCGGUCAGCUCUUUGGUGCUCGCCUUGCGCCAUAUGGGCAAACAUGAUGCUGCCAGCCUGUUGCUAAAUGCAUGA
Molecule: messenger RNA, 597 nt
Organism: Soboliphyme baturini
Lineage: Eukaryota; Metazoa; Nematoda; Enoplea; Dioctophymatida; Soboliphymatidae
Source: the annotation of a GenBank genome assembly